Acanthopagrus latus (yellowfin seabream) is the source of this 1790-nucleotide messenger RNA. RefSeq lists its product as uncharacterized. Bases 191 to 796 code for a protein of 201 amino acids. The record is from RefSeq and is a predicted model, not a curated record. NCBI's taxonomy places the organism in Eukaryota, Metazoa, Chordata, Actinopteri, Spariformes, Sparidae. The transcript has 5 exons. Gene Ontology annotation, cellular component: membrane.
UCUUUUCCCGUUCGCUGAGAUCUACUGCGCUCAGCUGCACCUGACGUGUGAUAGCUGACAAUCAUUGCAGGUUUUUUUUUGUUUUUUUAAAAUUUUUCUUCCCAAACCAUAGGGAUUGUCUGAAUAUAUAUAUAUAUAUUUUUAACUGUUUUUGAACUGCACUUUUUUUCUUCUUCACUCCGAAGACACCAUGUGUACCGGAGCGUGCUCGAAGUUUAUCGCCAUCCCCCUCUAUGUCCUGGCGCUUUUGUCGAUCAUCUGCAACUUCUUCCUCUUCUUUCCCGACCUUGACACACAGUAUGCCGCGCAAGACAGGAACGGUCUGCCGUGGCUCACCGAAGAAGUCAAGUACAUGGGAGGCGUCGUAGGGGGAGGAAUCAUGGUCCUCAUUCCCGCAAUACACAUUCAUCUAACCAGUGCUAAAAAGUGCUGUGCCAACCGCUGUGGGAUGUUCCUGUCCAUUGGUUUUGCAGCAGGUGGUGUGGUGGGGGCCAUAUACAGUCUGAGCGUUUCUGCUCUGGGCCUUGCCAACGGGCCAUCGUGCCUCUAUAGAGAUCCAAUUAGCGGGUUGCAAACGUGGGGGACUCCUUUUGCUAACAGCAAUGGGAGCUACCUGAGUGACAAGAAAAUGUGGGAUUUGUGCUUAGAGCCGAAAAAUGUGGUGGAAUUCAACGUGGGGCUGUUCUCCACUCUGCUGGUGGCAGCAUGCGUGGAGCUCGUCCUCUGUCUCAUCCAGAUGGUCAAUGGACUGUUCGGAUGUAUCUGCGGCACCUGCGCCGGCAAAGAGGUGGUCUGAGCUGGUCCCAGCCCCUCGGCACUCGCCUGGUCCCAUCCAGAGAGACAUCGCCCCCGUUGGGAAAACCUCCCUCUACUGUCUUACUUCCUCAUCACUCGCUUGUCUUAAGCUCCUCUCACAAUUCAUGUUCUUUCGGCAGCUCCGACUUUUGUACUCGUGCUUCCAAAUGCUACUUCCUGUUCUCUGGAGGGCAUCAUUGUGCGUGCAAGCAAAUAAUAACACAACAUGUAUACCGUCUAACAAUCAUCAUGUAUCCCCAGCCUCUCCCUACAGCAGCCAUUCUCUGUGCAGACCCUGUGUUGUCUAUAACCUUGGCCUCAAUAAAGAAUGAAGCUGUGUUCUCUGGCUUUUCUCUCCAAUGUAUUAACUCUUCAUAACGUGGAGCUGAUGCUUAUUUCGGUCACCUCUAUCAACAGGAGUGCAGAUCUUAAAUGAUGCAGGUUGUCAGUGCAACUCUUCUCAUGAUAUAGUUUGUUAGUGCAUCAUUUGAACUCUUUUAAUGAUGUAGUUUGUUAGUGCAAAUCAGUUAACAAACAAGUGUGCUGGAUUUUAUUCAUCUCAAGUGCAUAGUCAUUUAUUCAUAAUGGUUGAGAGCUUGAAUCAGAUGGGAAAAUAACAAAUCCUAACGGUUAUCGAACCCUUUCAACAGCAUUAAAACAUUGGUGUGAGUGACUUUAUCUGAUUUGCCAUAAUGCUAUGUUGUGUUGACAUAAGUUAGGCCACAUCUGACUAGGUAAACAGAAAUAAUUUGAAUCAUGAAUCACUCCUCCUCAACCUCCAGACUGUCCUGAAUCCUGAACUUUUGAGGACUCUACACCUGGGUGUUAAAUUCAAGACAUGAUUCAUGACUCGGUUGAAACCGUGUUGGUCGGUGCCCAUAAGCUCCAACCCCAAGUUGAGAGAUUAAACCAUGAAACUACCCAGUGACCCAGUGCUGGCGUCUUGCUCAGUGUGUGCGCUUGAAAUAAUAAUAAAAAAAAAAACCCUCCUCUUU